This is a messenger RNA of Stereum hirsutum FP-91666 SS1, 1475 nucleotides long. RefSeq lists its product as uncharacterized. The record is from RefSeq and is a predicted model, not a curated record. NCBI's taxonomy places the organism in Eukaryota, Fungi, Basidiomycota, Agaricomycetes, Russulales, Stereaceae. The transcript is spliced from 2 exons. The coding region runs from base 518 to 916 and encodes 132 amino acids.
AGCCGUCUCAGGAUCCAACUCUUCUCAUAAGGGAUUUCUACUAUGCGUUGUCUCAGGCAGAGAAAAUAGUUCAUUCUAUAUGAGCUCGUAACCGUCGGUGAACGAGUUCACCUCCUUACAUCUCCGCUUUUUGGUUCGAAACGCACAUCCUUACUUGUGCACUCCUCGGUCGACCCUCGUCAUCAUCUUUGGCCUCUAUACGCGUCGAAUAUAUCGUUGUAUCCUGACAGGUUGUUAGUUUGAAGCUCUAUUGGCAUUAUUCGCGGCAUCCACUCACGUUCUCGCCGGACAUGGUCGCACCGAAACGUCACUAGCUGUCGAAGAGAGAUCUGAUAAGGCUGGACAUAGCAAGUAGAGAAGAUUGUAUGGAGUAGAGGUUGAGCAGGGCCUUCAGAAGUUGCUCUAGAGGAUGAAUGGCACAAGCACAAAAGAUGGGGAGUAGAGAUCGACGUUUCAUAUACCCUCAUCGUUGCUCCCAGUCUCGUCUCGUGUUCACCGCGUCCAUAAAUUUUGCAUCAUGCCACACCCCUCCCUCGCAUCUUCGACCUCCUCACCCCGAAUAGUGACGUGUCCCGCCAACAUUCAUCCUCCAUACCCAAACAAGGUUCUUCAUCAGUUCCUGGCCCACAGACUCCUCUCCUCUCCACCAGUACACAAUCAGCUCCUCAUAAUCUAUGAGUCUCCGCUUAAACUCUCCAACCCGAGACGCCAGCGGCUCGACGCGCCGACGUCGAUUAUCCCGAACUACGCCGGAGCGAAGUUGACCACAGGAGCAGAGUUCGAGCUCAAAGUUUGCGGAAUGGUGCCAAAUACGAGAGGAGGCGACCUGGAAUUAUUGGGACCGAAAAUUCUCGGCUCUUGCUCUUCGAUGAGGAGGGUUGUUGGUUUUGGAGGAGAUGGGAGCGCGGGGGGAUGAUUUCGCUGGAGCUUGUACGACAGCGCGAGGAGUUAGCUGCUGAAAGGGACAGCGCUGGAUCGAACUCCUCGAAGUUGUAUCUGUUCUGCAGGAAUGACGACAAUGACGGCUCUCGAGUGGAUAAACGCGAAAUAGAGGUAGACGUGGCGACCGCGAUCCAGGAUGGAGAUAAUGGAGGAAGGGGGAUGGGAGGAGGAAAGACUAGAGUUUGUAGAGUGGAUGAUGGUAAGACUAGCCAGAUCGGAACCGUGUGCGUUAGUCGGGCAUGAUGGCAAGUGGGGUAAAGGUGGAUCCUGUAUGGCUGGCGGCGGCCAGGAGAAGAGGAGAGGGAAGGACAUGUGGAUGGAGGCGUGUAGACAGAGAUCGUGGAUGCCGCUGAUGAGAAUCCGACAGUAUAAGAGGAGAAAAGGCCAGUGGCUAAGUGCGGGCGGAGCAGGGUCGGAGGACUAUCGUUGACGUUGUGAGGGAAGGUGAGUUUGCUGAGAAGAAGUCGAAGAACGUAGGAGGAGGUCCAGAGUCGCGAGAGGCAGGAGCUCGGCGAGGAGUAGGAUAGUCCGUG